AUGUCGCAGAAGGAUGCGCAGGUGGCGAAGGCCAAGGAACUGCAUGGAGCGAUCCAGCAGAUGACGGAAAAAACCGAGGCCUUGGAGGCGGAGCUCAAGGCUUUGGCGGAGGAAAAGACACAAAUCGAGAGAGAUCUCAACGUUUGCGCCAGCCGCGCCCAAGCCCUCCAGGCCCAACUGCCGCAGAAGGCCAUGGAGCUGAAGCAGCUCGAGCAGUUGGAGCAGCAGAAGGAAGCCGAGUACAUGAAGAUGCUUGAAGCCACGCCGACGCUGGUACAGGUCUUGAAGAAGUGA
Symbiodinium pilosum is the source of this 294-nucleotide messenger RNA. NCBI's taxonomy places the organism in Eukaryota, Dinophyceae, Suessiales, Symbiodiniaceae. The record is from the annotation of a GenBank genome assembly.